AUGAUUGAAGAUAAACCCAAGUCAAGAGCUUGUGCAUUUUUCCAUGAUGAUGAAGGAUUUGACUGGAGUCAGAUUCUUCCAGAAGAAGAUCGUGUUGAUUAUCAAUUCAAAAUUAGAACAUUGGAAGAUGAUCAAACUUUACACAAAAAGCAUGAUCAUUAUGCUUUUGUUGCUGAAAUAAAAGAAGAAAACAAUGAAGAAAAAGACACAACUGAGACAAAAGAGAAAACUCGAGAAGAGAUUUUGAAUGAGAAAACUUAUGGAGAAAGAAACAUUGCUUUGAACGGAAUGAAUGAAAUGCAAGAAGAGUAUGAGAGUGCUGUCAGCAACAAGAGAUGGGAUAAAAAGAGAGAGUGCUACUUCAACAGAGAAGAUGACACGUAUGCAAAAAGGCAUGAAAAGGAAAUCAAAUAUGCCAUGACUUCGUGUUUGAGAAAGAGAGAUGAAGAGAGAAUGAAGAAGAGUGUUGAAGAAAUGUUGAUCAACUUGAAGAAAACUGCUGAAGAAGUAAAAGCUGAAGCUGUUCAAGUUGAGGUUGAGAAGAAAAUUGAAGUUGUAAAAGAGGAAGAUUUGAAAGUUGUUGAGACAGAAAAGAUUGAAGAAAAAGUUGAGGUGUAUGAAGAAGUUGAGAAAGCUGUUACUGAAGAACAGCAGAUUGUAGAAGAUGAGAAGAAAACUGAAAGUUUGACUGAGGUAACGAUUGAGAAUUUGAAGUCUGCUAGUGAUGAGAAGAAGGAAGAGCUGAAGCAGACAAAGGCAGUUGAAAACACCAAAGUGCCAAUCACUGAGGUGCUCGAAGAAACCAAAGAUUGUGAGAAUGGAAAACUGAGCAGCCUGGCAUGA
Molecule: messenger RNA, 843 nt
Organism: Helianthus annuus (common sunflower)
Lineage: Eukaryota; Viridiplantae; Streptophyta; Magnoliopsida; Asterales; Asteraceae
Product: translation initiation factor IF-2-like
Exons: 3
Coding region: 1-843 (280 amino acids)
Source: RefSeq, a predicted model, not a curated record